AUGAAUUGGGAGAACCCGCAGGUCCCGGCCGCAGUGCACGAGAUUAUGCGAUACUGGCUGGACCGCGGCGCAGAUGGGUUUCGUAUGGAUGUGAUUAACUUUAUCAGCAAGGACCAGGACUUCCCGGAUGCCCCAAUCGCAGACCCCGACUCGCCAUGGCAGUCGGGCAAACGUUACUAUGCGUGCGGUCCACGGCUGCACGAGCAUCUACAGGAGAUUGGCAAGAUCCUGCAAGAAUAUAAUGCGUUUUCUGUAGGCGAGAUGCUGGACGUCGAGGACCCCGCGGAGAUUCUCAAGGCCGUGGGCCAUGACAGGCAGGAGAUCAAUAUGGCCUUUCAUUUUGAGAUGUAA
Molecule: messenger RNA, 351 nt
Organism: Aspergillus calidoustus
Lineage: Eukaryota; Fungi; Ascomycota; Eurotiomycetes; Eurotiales; Aspergillaceae
Source: the annotation of a GenBank genome assembly